Colletotrichum karsti is the source of this 1752-nucleotide messenger RNA. RefSeq names its product Major facilitator superfamily domain, general substrate transporter. The record is from RefSeq and is a predicted model, not a curated record. Lineage: Eukaryota; Fungi; Ascomycota; Sordariomycetes; Glomerellales; Glomerellaceae. Gene Ontology annotation, molecular function: transmembrane transporter activity. The coding region runs from base 1 to 1752 and encodes 583 amino acids. The transcript is spliced from 2 exons. Gene Ontology annotation, biological process: transmembrane transport.
AUGGGCGGCUCUACCAAUGACGUCGACACCAACAUCAACACCGGCCCUGGUGUCGCUAUCGCAGCAACCCCGGUUCUAGAAGACAACAACCUGCGCCGUGAUCAGUAUGAGUCAAAGCAAAACCAGCUUCCCCUCACGGAGCAGGAUCCAGAGCACAAGACCACACCCUACCCGAGAAAAUCGCUGUCCUUCAAGCUCGCCUUCUCCGGACUCGCUCUCGUCCUUUUUGUCUUUCAGCUUGACGCAACAUGUCUGAGCAUUGCGCUUCCGGCCAUCUCCGGAGACCUGCGAGGCACCAGUCUGGAGUCGUUCUGGGCAAAUCUGGCCUACAGCCUCUGUGGUCUGGUGAUGCAGCCCGUCUCUGCCAGCAUAUCCCAAGCCUUCGGCCGCAAAUACCCUCUCUACGUGUCCGUGGCAUUCUUCUCCGUCGGGUCCGUCGUCUUCGCGACGGCUAAAUACAUGAGCACCCUCAUCGCCGGCCGUGUCCUCCAGGGCAUUGGCGGCGGAGGCAUCGACGUCAUGGCCUCCGUCAUCCUGGCCGACAUGACGGCCCUAGAAGAGCGCUCAAAGUACCUUGGCCUUAUGGCUAUCCCCUCCGCCGUCGGCAACGUCAUGGGCCCUUUCGUCGGCGCCCUGUUCUCGACUUACGCCUCGUGGAGAUGGAUCGGAUGGAUCAACCUACCGCUGCUGGGUGUCGGCACUAUCCUGCUGUUCUUCUUCCUCAAGCUCCGUGCCGUCCCGCUCGGCGCUACUCUCGUCAGCAACCUCAAACGCCUCGACUUGGUCGGCAUGCCCCUUAUCGUCGUCGGCAUCAGCAUCUUUUGCGUGCCCGUCAGCUGGGCCGGAUCCCUGUUCCCAUGGGCAUCGUGGCAGACUCUUGUGCCGCUGCUCCUGGGCGUCGCCAUGAUCGCCGUGUUCGCCUGGUACGAGUCCAAGCCCGCGGCACCCAUCAUCCCCCAUCGCCUCUUCCAGUCAAAGACGGGCAACAUGGCUCUUGUGGGCGGCUUCGUCCACGGCAUGGUCCUCAUCUCGCUGCUGCAGUAUCUGCCGCUGUUCUACCAGGCCGUCCAGCUCGAGACGGCAAUCUCGGCGGCUGUCUGCUUGCUACCCACCGUCAUCGUGAGCGUCGUCGUCGCGGCCGUGUCCAUGAUGAUGGUCCCGCUCUUUGGGGGUUACGUCUGGCUUCUCCGACUGUCCUGGGUCAUCACCGCGCUGGGGACUGGUCUGCUGGCACUCUUCACAGUAGACUCGCCAAGGUCGAUGCUCGACGGGCUGCCGAUUCUCUGGGGCCAGGGCGUCUCGCUGCUGCGUCUGAUGAUGCUCCCUGCGCAGGCGAGCGUCAAGCACGCUGACGAUGAGGGGCUGGCGACGGCGAACUUUCUCACCAUUCGCAUGUUCGGAGCUCUCGUCGGUCUCGCUAUUUGCUCGCCCAUCUUCAACACUGUCUUUUCGACUUCCAUCUCGGGAGCAACGGUCGAUCUGGCGGGGCCGUUGGCACCGUUAAGAGAAGCCUCCAACGCUGUGAACUUCAUCGGCGAAUUGAGGACUCUCGAGGUCCCUGCGUCGACGCUGAAUCAGGUUCUGCAGGUCUACCUCGAGUCAUUCAAGGCAAUCUUUUACACCAUGGCCGCACUGGGCGGGUUGGGUCUGGUGUCGUCGGUCUUCUUAGAAGAGCUCGAGUUGAGGAGGAAGGACCGUGGGAACCAGCAGUUUGAGGAUGAUCCGAGUGAUCAGAAAGGCCUUGUUCCUUAG